Papilio machaon (common yellow swallowtail) is the source of this 1749-nucleotide messenger RNA. It is a transcript of the gene Maf1, whose product is annotated as repressor of RNA polymerase III transcription MAF1 homolog. Gene Ontology annotation, cellular component: nucleus. NCBI's taxonomy places the organism in Eukaryota, Metazoa, Arthropoda, Insecta, Lepidoptera, Papilionidae. Gene Ontology annotation, biological process: negative regulation of transcription by RNA polymerase III. The transcript has 4 exons. Bases 493 to 1161 code for a protein of 222 amino acids. The record is from RefSeq and is a predicted model, not a curated record. Gene Ontology annotation, molecular function: RNA polymerase III core binding.
GUUUUGAGUAUUGUGUAAUGGUACUGUGAUUGUGAGUUUAAAAAUCAAUUGUACUUCGAUACUCGCUCAAUUGUAAUUGAUAGUUUAUAAUUAUUACUUUGUUGUGUUUAUUUAACUUUUACAACGAUGUCUUUCAUGGAUUUUGAUCUUUAACAAUACGAUCUGUGUUUGUGAAAAUUUGUAGGACAACAAGUGUAGUGACGCGCUAUUGUAGACAGAGGGCUCAGCGAGCUAAAAAUACACUGAUACGAAUUCUAACAGCAAUUAGAAAAUCUCUACUUCUACUCUUAUUUGUGAUGUUCCCGCAUCCCAUCAGCGCGGAAGAACAGAAGUCGAAUUUAAUUCCGAGUGUCAAUCUUCUCCAUUCAAAAAGAAAAGGAAUAUUCAUACACCCCUCUGCUAUGUACAGAAGUAAUGCACCGUGCUGCAAAUAUACAAGCACAGCAUUUAUAAGAAGUUUUAGUGGGUAAAACAAAACUCAAAAUACUGAAGAUGAAACUUUUGGAAAGCGGUCGCUUGGAAGCGCUUAGCCGCGCACUUUCGAUCUUGAACGGCGACAGCGCCGUGCAGGGUCGUGUCGAAAGUUACAGCUGUAAGAUGGCGGGAAGCGAGAAAGCCUUCUACAAGCGUUUUACUGCUGAUGGAGAGACCACUCACAACCUGCAGGCACUGUCACCUCCAGAAGGUGUUACAUACAGUCGCAGCCUGUCAGGAGAUGAGGAUGGCGUUCUCUGUGAUACAAUAUCUCGGAAGACAUUAUUCUAUUUGAUCGCCACAUUGAAUGCGGCAUUCCCUGAUUAUGAUUUUUCAAUGGCAAAGAGCAACGAGUUCAGCGCGGAACCGUCGGUGACGUGGGCGCAGGGUGCGGUGGACGCGGCGCUAUCGGCGGUAGGCGGCGCGCGCUGGCGGCAGCUGCGGCCGGCGUUGUGGGCCGCCAUAGACGAUGAGGUGGCACUCGCUGACUGCCGCAUUUACAGCUACGGACCUGACCUCGCUAGUGACCCCUUCGGUGAGCCUGGCUGCCUCUGGACAUUCAACUACUUCUUCUACAACAAGAAGCUCAAAAGGAUUGUGUUCUUUACAUGCAGAGCAAUGAGCCCCGUGUGUGCUGUGGACUCUGGCGUGGACUUUGCUAUGGAUGAAGAUGAAGAAUAUAACUAAGUUUUACAAUCAAAUUUUUCUGUAUUGCACUUUUUUUUCUUCUUAUUUCAAAAUAUAUUUACAUUUAUAUUACUUAGAGCAACUCUUAGUAGAAAAUAGAAGAUAAUCUAUAGGUAAUUGUAAUUUACCAAUGAAGUAGUUAUUCACAAAUUUACUUAUAGCAAUUGUUUUUUUUUAAAUAAACGCAGGUUAUUGGCGUCAUAUCAAUUAUUUUUUCGUAACCAUGUAGCUGAAGGUUUCCAGUACAGUGGCUAAUUGAGAAUGAAGUUUGUGUAAUAUGUUUUAACAACAAAUUUUUCAUGUUGGUGCUUGGUGUAUAGACAUUAUUUUACUUGAGGCGUCUAAGUCUAUGUAGGUAUCUCUCUGUCUACCAAGGAAGGGUAACAGUCACUAGAGGUUAGUAGAUAAUAACAAUUUUUCGUAAGCAAAGAUACAUUUUUCUUAUUAUAUAAUUAUUUUUACACUAAGUCUAACCACAUAUGUUUAUCGGUAUAGACACAAAAUGAACGGGACAUUUCUAUCAAUUUUUUAUCAAUCUUAAGGUAGAGCUAAAAGUUAAGGUAAAAAUAUUGUUCAUGGAUAGAUUUG